AUGCACGGAACUUCUAUGUCAAGCCCGCGCUAUUCUGCCUUGCCGGGGAAGACAAGCGGGAUUGAACUUUGGGAUCUUUCCCGGUCGGCCGCCUACGCCGAAGAGGAAGAAGAAGAAGAAGAAAAUGGAGAUGAAAACAACUUUGAGAUCCAGUCAGAUGGAGCAGACGCACUGGAUGGCGAUACCAUAGUGCCCGAGGGAGGGGAGGUCCAGGAAGACAAAUUUUCCCCCUUCCAGGACAUGCAUCAUGACCAGAACCCUAUAUUUACAUUCCGGGCAUUACUCGUUGGAUGUCUGUGCGGAGCACUGGUCAACGCUUCUAAUAUAUAUCUUGGUCUGAAAGCUGGCUGGACGACCUCCGCCAACAUUUUCGGAUCAAUUGUGGGAUUUGCUGUCCUUCGAUCCUGGACGAAGUACACUGGCGACAGCAACUUUGGCCCCCAUGAGAAUAAUAUCGUCCAAACCGCUGCCACGGCGGCCGGAGGUUUGUCGAAUGUCUUUGUAUCAGCCAUCCCUGCGCUAUAUCAGCUGGAGCUCCUCUCUGUCCCAGCAAAAGAUUUCUUUCGAAUUGUAACAUUGACUGCCGUAGGAGGCUAUUUUGGUCUCUUGUCUAUUGCGCCACUGCGGAACUUCUUCUUGGUCCAGGUUGCCCGAGAACUUAAUCUCAUUUUCCCAUCGUCCUCUGCUACUGCUACCACUAUCCGUAGUAUGCAUCAAGCUGCCAGUGGGGCAUCAAUGGCACGGCAGAAACUUGCUGCUCUGCUCUAUGCGUUUGUUUUUGCCGUGUUUUUGCGUAUUGCAUCUCAAUAUGCCAUUGGCAUUCUCUGGGACUGGCAUGUAUUUACCUGGCUGGUUGAAAGUGGCUUUUUUGUUGAAUUGGCCAUGUCAAUGGAAAGCUGGCGCUGGUUUGUUGAAUGGACGCCAGCUUUCAUCGGGUCUGGGAUGCUUGUGGGAAUCAAUGUUGCAAUCUCUUUUACCGCAGGGUCUGUUAUUGCAUGGGGUGUCAUCGGACCAUAUUUGGUAAGCCAUGGAAUGGCCUUUGGAGAGCCUGCAUCCACAAACCCCAAGUGGUCGAACUUAAUGUCAUACUCGUCUCUGUCGAAGAACUUCGCAACCGCAUCUAACCCAAGUCCUCGGUACUGGCUUCUAUGGCCAGGAGUGAUUACGAUGGCAGCAGUUGCACUUACCGAACUUGCAUGUCAAUGGCGAGUGUUUUGGAUUAUUUCUCGAGACUUUACUAAAGCAAUUAGCGGCAAGGUGCUGAGCUUGCGACAGAGCAACUAUCGCUAUACUCCUUUAACAGAAAAGGAAGAGGACGAUGUUGUCAAUUCCAAAGACAGUAUCAGACUCUGGAUGUGGCUACCGGGUCUGAUUGUAAUUAUCAUUGUGGCCUGUCCUGCCCUGAAGUUUCAGUUUGGCAUGGGGGUUUCAGAAUCGCUGUUGGCUCUCCUGUUAGCAUUUGUACUGUCCCUUAUGGCUAUCCAAGCGACUGGAGCAACCGAUACUACACCACUUAGUGUCCUUUCCAAAGUAUCUCAAGUUACUUUGAGCAGCACAACUGGGCAUCACAUCAUUCAAAAUUCCCAGCGCCUGAAUCUUCUAGGCGGCGCUCUAACAAAUAUCGGUGCAAGCCAAGCUUGUGAUCUCAUGGGCGAUUUCCGAGUUGGAUACCUCUUGGGCACAUCUUCUCGGCUUCAAUACACAACGCAGUUAAUAGGAACUCUCUUUGCCACUUUUUUCGCACCAUCCAUAUUCCUCAUGUUCGCAACCGCCUACCCGUGCAUCCUAUCCGCCGAAAACAACCUCUCGGAUUCCAACAGCAACAGCAACAGCAACAACACUGCUGCUGCCUCAAACACCUGUGAAUUUGCAUCUCCGUCCAUCGCCGCCUGGCGUGCCGUAGCUGUAGCUGCCACCGAACCCAUUCUACCCAUUCCAUACUCCUCUCUCGUAUUUUCCCUCAUAAUGGCCGUAAUCGGUGUUCUGAUGGUCAUCCUCCGACACAACGUGUGGGUAGGGAGAUGGGAGUGGUUGCGUGCGUACCAUCCUAACCUUAUGAUCUUAGCCAUGGCUUUUACGUUGCCGUCGCCACAGUAUGGGAUUGCCAUGUUUAUUGGCGCACUGGUGGCGGCCGCUUGGACAUGGAAGUCUCCGUCGGGUUUUGAGGCGUUUGGGUAUGCGGUUGCAGCAGGGUUUAUGGCUGGGGAGGGGAUUGGAGGGACCAUUAAUGCGAUGCUUUCUGUGUUGGGAUUUGGAGGGGAGAGGUUGGGAACAAGGGUUGGAUGUCCUGCUGGGAGAUGUUGA
Messenger RNA from Paracoccidioides brasiliensis Pb18, 2304 nucleotides. RefSeq lists its product as uncharacterized. Gene Ontology annotation, molecular function: oligopeptide transmembrane transporter activity. The transcript has 8 exons. Bases 1 to 2304 code for a protein of 767 amino acids. Gene Ontology annotation, cellular component: fungal-type vacuole membrane. The record is from RefSeq and is a predicted model, not a curated record.